Molecule: messenger RNA, 1346 nt
Organism: Nycticebus coucang (slow loris)
Lineage: Eukaryota; Metazoa; Chordata; Mammalia; Primates; Lorisidae
Gene: LYPD3
Product: LY6/PLAUR domain containing 3
Exons: 5
Coding region: 104-1147 (347 amino acids)
Cellular component (GO): plasma membrane
Source: RefSeq, a predicted model, not a curated record
CAGAGUUGCCCCAGGGGAGGUUACUCAUCCUGGGCUCAGGUAAGAGGGCCCGGGCUGGGAGACGGCACACCCAGGGGGGACGCCGAAGGAGUCGGACGGAGCCAUGGACCCCGUCAGGAAAGCAGGUGCUCAGGCGGUGAUCUGGACUACAGGUUGGCUGCUGCUGCCGCUGCUGCUUCACCAAGGAACGCAGGCCCUGGAGUGCUACAGCUGCGUACAGAAGGCAGAUGAUGGAUGCUCUCCGCACAAGAUGAAGACGGUCAAGUGCGGGCCGGGCGUGGACGUCUGCACCGAGGCCGUGGGGGCGGUGGAGACCAUCCACGGACAAUUCUCGGUAGCAGUGCGGGGUUGCGGUUCGGGACUUCCUGGCAAGAAUGACCGCGGACUGGACCUCCACGGGCUUCUGGCUUUCAUCCAGCUGCAGCAAUGCUCCCAAGACCGCUGCAACGCCAAGCUCAACCUCACCUCGAGGGCGCUCAACCCGGCAGGCAACGAGAGCGCGAACAAGCCGAACGGCAUGGAGUGCUACAGCUGCGUGGGGCUGAGCCGCGAGGCUUGCCGGGGGACCGCGCCACCCGUCGUGAGCUGCUACAACGCUGGUGACCACGUCUACAAAGGCUGCUUCGACGGCAACGUGACUUUGACAGCAGCAAAUGUGACUGUGUCCUUGCCUGUGCGGGGCUGUGUCCAGGACGAGUUCUGCACCAGGGAUGGAGUGACAGGCCCGGGGUUCACUCUCAGUGGCUCCUGCUGCCAGGGGCCCCGCUGUAACUCUGACCUCCGCAACAGGACCUACUUCUCGGCUAAAUUCCCACCCCUUGUCCUUCUGCCUGCUCCAAAGCCCACCACUGUGGCUUCCACCACUUCUGUUGCCACUUCUACCCUGGCACCAACUACUUCCACCCCCACCACCAAACCCACCCAAGCCCCAACCACCCAGACCCCUACCCAGAAAGUAGAGCACGAGGCCUCAGGGGGAGAGGAGACCAGCUUGAGUGGUGGCCCCAUUGUCCACCAGGAUCGCAGUAACCUGGAGCAGCAUCCCCAAAAAGGUGGGGCCCAGCAGCCCCCUAAUAAAGGCUCUGCAGCUCCCACGGCCAGGUUGUUGGCGCUUCUCUUGGCCGUGGCUGCUGGUGUUCUACUAUGAGCUUCUCCACCUGGAAACUUCCCUUUCACUUACUUCCCUGGCCUUGGGCACCUCUUCUUCUUCCCGUUACUUCCCUUUUCCAAAAUUGGACUGGGCUGGCCCAGUCACUGUCCUUCCGUCCAUUGUCUCCCAGGAUCCCCAGCUUCUGCUGCACUGGUUUGUGGCAUUGGGAAAUAAAGUUACUGUUGUAUAUAUCCUG